AUGAAGCAAAUAUAGUGUGACUAAUGUUUUAACAGUUACUUAGUGGCUUUUGAGAGUGCAUCCAAGUUGUGGGCUGAGGCUUUGCAUUCGUGCGAGCGUCUGGCACACGACGGGUGCACUGCACUGAAAUCUCUUUCCUGGAGAAGAAAAGCUCAUGAGAAAGUGUGCAAGAUCAUACGUGGUCUAUGCCAGAAAUGACCCCCGGGAAGGCUGCAAAGGCAAGGGGAAGACAAGGAAGUUGACUCAACGAAUCAAGUGGCAGAAGGAUGCAAUCCUAGUGGAUGUAAAAUACAUAUUUCGUUGCACCCUGGCUGCAUAUUACUCAACAUUGCGCAUUUGAAUACGACCUGCAAGCCAGACAGUCCACGAUAUUUCGUCUGAUUAAAUGCAUUGAUUAAAGCAACAUGAAUGGCUAUUUAAUUGUUGAUUUGAAACCCAUGGAAUGAUUUAAUCUUUCACAUGACUUUAACUUAUCAAUAGGGCUGUUGAGAUCUCAUUUGUUACUGCGGGCAAUAACACUUGCGCGACUUGUCGAAAAUGUGAGCAUUUGCAUUUGAUUUCACCAAGAAGGGAAACAUGUGUCGCUGGAAUGAAGUUAACAUGAACACUUCGAAUAGUCUGCAAUGAUAGCCGGGGAAUGUGGAACGACCAUGCAUCGAAUUCUGCAGAGGAGAAAAGUGCGCAAACUUCGCUUCGUCUGGGUAUUCAUGGCCAUGGUGGCUCUGUCGCUCGCCGCCUGCAGCGCACUAUUUACGGCGUGGACCUGGAGACAGACGCUGGACCUGUCCCAGUCCGUUAAAACUCUGCAAGACCGAUUGGAGCAAGUGAACACUCAGCGUAAGGCCAUUGUCCAACUCAUCAUGGAGAAGAGAGAGUUGCUGGUGGGGCAAAGGGUGAAAAGAGAUGGGGGAACUGGGAAAGGGAAGAGUGGAAAUGGAAAGAAAGUGGCUUCUCAGUUUGAGAUAACCAAAGAGUCUGUUCAGAAAGUGGGAGCUGAUGGCUUGAUAAAAGGAUGGACGGACUCGGAGCAGUUGAAUAUGAGCAAAGCGGUGAAGUACAACACAGACAGAGGCACCUUCACAGUGGAGAGAGCUGGAGUCUACUUUCUCUACUGUCAGGUGUUGUUCAAUGAGAAUCAGUCUCAGCUGGUGAAGUUGGAAGUGGCGGUGGUGAAGAGCGGCCAGCCGCUGAAGAAGCUGCAGUGCAUGGAGGGCUAUGGGACUACGCCUGCAUCCGGAUCCCACCAGUUCCACUUUCUCAAACCCUGCCAGGUGUCUGGCCUGCUGCGACUAGAGAAGGGGGCGGAGCUACAGGCCAUCACAGGCGCCGGCUUCAGCCUCCACACCACGGGGAAGCACUACUUCAGCCUCUUCAAGGUCAACUGAGUUGCCGGAGAGGAUGGAAAUAUUGGAAGGAUGGAGGGGGCGGAACAUUUUUUGAAGGAAGCUUUUUGUCCUACUCCGACCUGUAUUAAUGAGACACACCAACGUGACAUUCCUCAUUUGUUUUAUUGUGAAAUCUGGACCAAUGAUCUGGAGCAUUGGAAUAACUAUGGAUCAUGUUCGCUACAGACACUCUGUAUCAGAGGAGGCUGGUGGGAAGAGCUAUAUGAGGACUGGCUCAUUGUCAUGGCUGGAAUGGAAUAAAUGGAACCGAGUCGAACGUGGUUUCCAUAUGUUUGAUACCGUUCCUUUUAUUUCCUUCCAGCCAUUGCAAUGAGCCUGUCCUCCUAUAGCUCCCCCCACCAGCCUCCUCUGCUCUGUAUGAUACUUCUUCAAAGACAGAAGCUGUAAGGAAGACUAUAAAGGGAUACUUAUGCACUUCUAGACUCUCCUAGCGAUUCUACCCCUGCUUUUUUAAGGAAAACUCAUGGAAUGUUGUCUGGAUCAGUUGAUGGUGCUCUUCUGGGGUGAAACUCAUCCUCCUGACUCUUAGUUCACCGUGACUUCGCCUGAGCAUAGCAGGGAACUGACCCAUGAUGCACCUCUCUGAGGCGCUAAGCUGGUGGACUACUGAAUGAGAAGGAUUCUGAGUAAUGAGCUGGAUGGAUACGUUGAACUAUGAGUCUCUCAUCCAUUGUAAUCCUUGCCCAUGUUAUCUCAGCAGUUGGGUUGUACAUGUCUUUCACACACAGGACUGUAUAAAAAAAAAACUAUCCUAUGAUCUUACCAACUUCUCUCAGUUUAGACACUCUUUAAGACUAUGCAUCUCAAUCUUUUAAACUGAAUCUCUUAACAUUAUAGGCCUAUCAUAUAUCAUUUUAGAUACAAAUAUUCAAUAUGUUCUGUCGAAUCACAUUGCAAUAUGUUACAUGAUUGUCAGUUUCAGACUGUACAUCGAAGCACUAGGGCCGGGAUUCAUUCCAAGACGCGUUAUAGAGCAACACUCUAAACAGCCGACAAUGAGUCUUUUAAAGACAUUUUCCCCAAAAUUCACGAAGAUCGCAUCCACAGUAAUCGCUGCGCAUGUUGGCUCAAGAGCAAAUUACCGUAAUUUCCGGACUAUUAAGCGCACCUGAAUAUAAGCCGCACCCACUGAAUUAAAAAAUAUAUAUUAUUUUGAACAUAAAUAAGCCGCACAUGUCUAUAAGUCGCAGGUGCCUACCGGUACAUUGAAACAAAUGAACUUUACACAGGCUUUAACGAAACACGGCUUGUAACAAAAAUAAAUAG
Messenger RNA from Salmo salar (Atlantic salmon), 2672 nucleotides. RefSeq names its product tumor necrosis factor ligand superfamily member 12. The record is from RefSeq and is a predicted model, not a curated record. Gene Ontology annotation, cellular component: membrane. Gene Ontology annotation, molecular function: receptor ligand activity; tumor necrosis factor receptor binding. Lineage: Eukaryota; Metazoa; Chordata; Actinopteri; Salmoniformes; Salmonidae. Gene Ontology annotation, biological process: immune response.